Molecule: messenger RNA, 4691 nt
Organism: Schistosoma haematobium
Lineage: Eukaryota; Metazoa; Platyhelminthes; Trematoda; Strigeidida; Schistosomatidae
Product: F-box only protein 36
Exons: 6
Coding region: 3202-3654 (150 amino acids)
Molecular function (GO): protein binding
Source: RefSeq, a predicted model, not a curated record
GAUACAUUGAAGCACAAAACUAGUUAAAAUGAACCGAAAUUCUGCGUCGUCAUAUACUGUAUAAUAAGACGCUUUUAAAAUGAGACAUGAUAUUACUAGUGUGUUGAAAAAUCCAUUGAUUGCGUAUUAUAAUAUAUUUGACUCUGAAAAGAUAGCAGAGUUUGCGGCUAUUGCCCCAGCCCCAUCCAAAGAUUUUUACCAUCUAUUAAUAACACCAACUAAAGUUAGUAGUGACAAACAGGUUUUAUUUAUAUUCGAUGAACUUACCGUUAAAUAUCGACAUUGCAUUACAUGAUUCCGAUAUCGGCUGUUGCGUAUGUGUUUUACUUCUAUGUUUCAGUUUCCAAAACUUUUAGUGAGUUGCCCAUAUAAGGUUAUAUGAGAUGUCAGGAGUGUAUUAUUUAACCCCAAGAUCUCAGCAUCAUGAAACUUGCUUUUUUAUCAAUUAUCGUCAUAAAAAUGUUAUCGGUCAACUUUAAUGCGGUCUUGAAAACAUAUUACAAAUCAUGGUAGAAUAAAUGCAGUUGUUUUAAAUUGACAAUACGCAAUUGUGUACUUAGUGGAUGAAUACCCAGAAAACCUAAUUAGUUCUGAGUUAGAAAUCUUCAUUUGAUUUAAAUUCGGUUUUUCGAACCACUAUAUAUACUGCUUGAUUUGUUACAAAGAAAAAUCUUUCUCCGAAAUUUCAUCGGGUUAUACUUGAAUGGUCAGAUGUAAGCUAAAACUAUGCUAUUGUUCUUGUACGGUUUUCGACAAAUAUUUCUUUGUUCUUACUGAAAAGAUGAAAAACUCGCUUUUUUAAAGAUUCUUGUGUCUCAAAGGGCAGAGAUAGUAACCCAGACAUUCUUGAGGAUUUAAAGAAAUAGUUGUAUUUGUAGUAUAAUUACAGUUGGUUUGUAUAAAGUUCAUUACUGAUGUGACGCAUCAAAACAUAUACAGCGAGUUUCGAAACUUCAUCUCUUUAGAUGACAGAAAUUUAUUCAAUUAUUUGAAAAAGAAAGCGGCUUGCCCAAAUGCAAUAUACCUUGACAAAGUGUUGUAAUAAUGUUGUGCUAAUACGUACACUUGCUAAUUCACAAUCGCAAGUUAAUAUCAUUUCAUAUUUGCAUAUGUAGAGAGAUUGAAACCUCGCAUACAUGCACAUUUGCCGCUGAAAUUUAUCAGCUUCGUUCUCACGAAAAAUUGCAAAACAUUUUCAUCGUUUUACUUUAUUAAAAAUUCAUAUUAUAAACUUUAUAUAGUUUUUAUUUUAACUUGUAUCAGAAAACCAAAGUAGCAAAUUAAAGUAAUGACGGGAUGAAACUAUUAACUGUAAAUUUAUGAGAGUUUAGUAUGCUGGCAUAAAAGUUUAUGACAUUGAGUAGGUUCAAAUUUUGAUCGUGUAAAAACUAUGAAGUGAUACAUUGUUGCUCAACCACUGAAUUUCAUCAGAUGAUUGUCUACGUCUAAAGUUUAUUGUACAUCCUAGCACUGAAACUACGGCGAGUACACUAAUCGUCUAUUGUUUUGCGAGCUUUAGUUAUAUUAUCUUUUUAUUUGUUCGCUUUAUGAACAAUUGUUAAUUUUUCAUUCAAUUGUCUCCUGCUUGUCAGUUCUCAAUUUUUAGAUUGUUAAAAUAAAUAAAAUAUCAAAUGAGUAAGCUAUCACAUAGAAUCCUGUCUUAACUUGUAUUCUCAUAUUUUUAUAACUCAGACUAAAGGAGAGUACACCGAAUUAUCCAUUAGUACACUGAGAGACAGAUUCAAUUAAUGUUUUAAGUGUUUUUAUAUUUUGAAAGAUUGUAUACGUUUUGACAUGAAUUCGACUUGUGUUUAGUGACACGAAAUCUGACUUUACGUAGAUCGUUUUCUGCUUGUUAUCGAAAUAUACAUGUCGCCAAUCCUCGUAUAUAAUCAUUGACCUAAAUCGCGUUAGUAGAUAACAGAGUUAAAUAAAUCAAAUACGAGAAUGGAUUUUCGAAUACGUAAAUUUUGUACAAUCGUUGAUCGACACAGAAAAUCAGAGAAACGCAGCAAAGGAAGCGAAUAGGUGAAGGCUUGUGAGCCAACUCGAUUUAACCAGGCGUGAACCGAUAUUCAUAGUGAGACCAAAAUAACUUACAGAUAUACGAUGAGUAAGAUAAGGAAUAAACACACAUACGCUUACAUAAGAACAGUCAAGGCUGAUAAACGAAUAGAUAACAAGGUCGAAACGUGACUCGAGAAGAAUAGAUAAAUUGGCCUGUCCAGAAGCUAGAAUAAGCUGUGUGGGCUUGAUACAGCAACCGAAACUACAGGUGUACUGUACUUCGUACAAUGUAAAUUAAGUAUUGGUUUGUUUACUAGUGUACUAAAUCGUGCUUUAAAUUCUAAAGACUCAUGCCUUACAUCAAUCGCCUGUUGUUUUUAGCUGCGAAUCCAAGUGUAUAUAUUAUAGCAAGAGUUUACAAAGAGUAUAAGACAACGCAUUUAAAAACGCCAGGCUACAAAAGCCACAAGUAAUCUCAUUUAUUUACUUAUUAUCACAAUGAAGGUACUAUUAUCCUUUGUUUCUGCCCCUAUCUUAUCCUCGGUCAUUUAGUCUCAAGCUCUUACUAUCGUCACCUUUAUAUAAUGCAAUAUCAUGCAAUUGGUUCCCAUUAUGAAUUUAAAUACAGCAAGAACAAACAUUGAUGCAGAAUAGUAUGAAUAUAAUAUAAUGCAAUAGUAUGACGUUUUUGUCAUGCGUUUCAAAGUAUAGCGUCUUUGCCAUAUCCUUCAUAGCAUUCGAAUAUUAAAUAGUAUAUCACAAGCGUCCUUUAGUAUCACAAUUAUCCCAAGUAUAAACUCUUCGUACUUAUGUAAAAAUUGAGUAGCACUCUGGGUUUAAAACAAAUUAACAUAAAAUUGUUGUUGAAAACUAAAAUAACUAUACUUGAGUGGAAACUGACAACAAAAAAAGUUUUCGACAGAAUCAUGAAUAAAAAGUAGAUAUUUACAAGUUUCCUAGAUCAAUCAAUUUUAGUUUUACUUAUCUGUUUUGAGUGUGUGUUGUAAGUGGCAAUGAAGUCACUUAUCACGUAAUAUGUGAAUGAAGUCAAAACAUUCUCCAACAAAAUUAUAAGUGCUCUUUUUUUUCAAGUUCAAAUUGAGAUGGUGGAAGAUUACAUCAAGAAAUGAUGGGGCAAAGUUUCAUCCAGGCGAAAGUGUGGCAACUUAUGAGGAAUUCGAACAAGACGAUCGGAUGCAUAAUGAAAUACUCAGGGUUAUGGGCCAUAAAACACUAGACUACUGUCUGAACAUAUGUGCUGGGAAGCUGGAUUAUUUAGUCAGAAUACCAAACAAAAUUCUAGUGAAGAUAAUUUUUUAUCUAAAUCUGGAGGAUGUGAUUAAUUUAGGGACUACAUCAAGACACUUUAAUGAGAUUUGUAAUAGCGAUUCAUUAUGGCGUGAGAUCUAUGUUAACACAACAUUAAGUCAGCCAAGUAGACCUGUUGAAGAGUUAGCAAAACUAUUCGGAUGGAAAAAGCUUCUAUUCACAAGCAAAUUACACCUUCAGAUGCAGUUACGUCGUUUAACCUUGGAAGAAAGUGACGACAAUGAAAAUAUACGAACAAAUGUUUCCCAUGAUCCUGGAUUGUAUUUAGAUGAAUUGAAAUAUGAUGGGCAUAAACCUGUGCAAGAGAAUAUUCACUGAAUAGAAAACUGCACGUUAUAUGUAAUAUAAACAUAAACAGUUGGUUAAAUUGCUUCAUACAUAAAUACAUUUCAAAAGAAGACUAUUAUUCAAAUAUGCUGUUCUAGUUACGCAAUAUUCGAAAAAAAUUGAAAAUAAUUUAUAACACUAGGAGGAAAUUACAGUGGCAGAGAUUAGGCAUGUUAUAUUGUGUACAUUUUGUCCAAAAAGUUGUAGAAAUGAAUUAGUUAACAGAACCAAUUUUGUAUUUUGAUACUUCUUAAACAUGGUGUUAACAGGUUAGUAGUACAGGACAUAUUUUAAAUCAGCCAUUCAGUAUAGUUCCGGAUGGAUAAUGUGUUUCUUAAGCAAUUUCAAAAAAUAUUUCUUUAUCGUAAUUUAAUUUUAAGUAACAUAAAUUUGGAGACAGAAUAUCUCCAUUAUUUGGCAUUUGCUGCUGUUCACUAUUCUUUUCAAUACCUAAAACUUUAGCUUAACAUAAGCUUUGUUGCGUCUACUAUUCAGUGAGUCAUAACCAUUGUUCUCAGUUAUAAUCUAUCGAUUCAGUUACAAUAUAUUCCUUAGUUUAAUUAACUGGAUUUUGCAGUACACUGUGGUUUGUGUCUAGCUAUUGUAGGUAAUCAGGAGGAAGCCUUAAACUUGGUGUUUAUGUUAGGACGUGAAGAUACAAAAUGUUUAUUCCUGUCAAAAUAGUUUGGUUAUGGUAAAACUGAGUGAUACAGAUUUGAAUCCUACGGGGAGCAAUAUUCCACUAAAGAUUUGAGUAUGCCGUACUGACUAGUCCAACUACAACAAAUUCUAGAUAUAAGAAUUAUUCAAUCAAUGAAUAUGAGCUCUGCUAACUAACACUUUUGAGAAGUAACCACAUAACAACAAACUUGUUUGCAUAUAAGACCUGGAAGAAUAGCUGACAUAUCACAUACUGUCAAAGUGUUUGAAUUAACUUUUUUUAUAAUCAGCUAAUUCAAAGCGGAAAACAGCAAUCCAAUCACUCUUGAUGGCGAAACUCUGGAAGAUGUAGAAUCCUUCACAUACCU